Molecule: messenger RNA, 1410 nt
Organism: Auanema sp. JU1783
Lineage: Eukaryota; Metazoa; Nematoda; Chromadorea; Rhabditida; Rhabditidae
Source: the annotation of a GenBank genome assembly
AUGUCGUCAGAACUAGAUAAACACCCAGGAUUGGCCAAACAGGACUUGGACAAGAUCGGAAUUGAAAAUCUCGAACCAUUAACUCCUGAGGUUAUAUCUCGACAAGCCACCAUCAACAUCGGAACUAUCGGACACGUAGCCCACGGAAAAUCAACCCUUGUCAAGGCUAUCUCUGGAGUUCAUACUGUCAAAUUCAAAAAUGAAUUGGAGAGAAAUAUUACUAUCAAGUUAGGUUAUGCUAACGCCAAGAUCUACCGGUGUUCCAACCUGGAGUGUCCUCGUCCUGGAUGCUACAAGUCGGCUGGUUCAUCUACUCCUGAUGAAAUUCCUUGUGAAAGACCAGGAUGUGGUGGAAAAAUGAAGUGUGUCCGUCAUGUAUCUUUUGUUGAUUGCCCUGGUCACGACAUUCUUAUGGCUACUAUGUUGAACGGAGCAGCUGUUAUGGAUGCCGCUUUCCUACUUGUUGCAGGUAAUGAACCAUGUCCUCAACCACAGACAUCGGAACAUUUGGCUGCUGUUGAAAUCAUGCAACUUCAAAAUUUACUUAUUCUUCAAAACAAAGUUGAUAUUAUCAAAGAAUCACAGGCUCGUGAGCAGUAUGAUCAAAUCAAGUCAUUUGUUCAAGGAACUGUUGCUGAUAGUGCUCCCGUUAUUCCAAUUUCUGCACAAUUGAAAUAUAACGUCGACUUGGUUUGCGAAUAUUUGUGCAAGAAAGUUCCCAUUCCUCCUCGUGAUUUCACUUCUCCUGCUCGAUUAAUCGUUAUUAGAUCUUUCGAUGUAAACAAGCCUGGUUCGGAAGUUGAAGACCUUAAUGGUGGAGUAGCAGGAGGAUCUAUCUUGAGAGGAGUUCUUCGUGUUGGGCAAGAAAUUGAAGUUAGACCCGGAAUAGUGUCCAAGUCUGCUGAUGGAAAAGUUCAAUGCCGUCCUAUUUAUUCUAAAAUUGUUUCUUUGUUCGCUGAGCAAGUUCAACUUCAAUAUGCAGUUCCAGGAGGAUUAAUUGGUGUUGGAACGAAAAUUGAUCCUACUUUAUGCCGAGGAGAUCGUUUAGUUGGUCAUAUUUUGGGUGCAGUUGGAACAUUACCCGAUAUAUUCACUGAAAUUGAAAUCAAUUACUUCUUGUUGCGAAGAUUGCUUGGUGUAAGAACAGAAGCUAACAAGAAGGCAGCUAAGGUUCAAAAGUUAUCUAAGGGAGAGGUGCUUAUGGUGAACAUUGGAUCUCUUUCCACUGGAUGUCGUGUUCUAGCUGUUAAAGGAGAAGCCGCUAAGAUCGCUCUUACUGACCCUAUUUGUACUGAAGUCGGAGAGAAAAUUGCUCUAUCUCGUCGUAUUGAAAAGCAUUGGAGACUCAUAGGAUGGGGUACUAUCAGAAAAGGUGUUACAAUUCAACCAUUGAAGCCAGAACAACUUUAA